AUGGAGCUGGUUGUACGAUGCGCGUUCUUCAUCCCGGAGGGCGAGAGGAGUAUGCGGCCAGACAUGCGCUUUGCCGUGUUCGCCGCCGAGGAGGUGCUCCACUUCCCCAAGCCGGCCCCGUUGCUGCCCACUGCUGCCCUCGCCACGCCGCGGGAACCGCUGCCGUCGGCGCCGUGGGCCGGCAUCAGCGAACUGGGCGCGAUCAUGCGGGCCACGUGCGACGACGCCCGGGUGCGAGUUGGCGUGUGGAUCACGAGACAGUUCACUUGGACGGCUGACGUCGACCUCUGGCUGCUGUGGACACUCGACAUCGUAGGCGUAGACCACGUGGUGCUCGAGCUGGCCUCUGUCGAUCUGGACAUCAAGGACGUCGAGCGGCGCCUAGCGCGGCACCCGGGCGUGCUGGAGCGGGUCACCAUCGUCGCCGUCGACGCGCCGGGCCGAGACUACAACGUCACCUACUGCCACCUGCAGGAGCUGCUGGUGUGGGACGGCUUCGUGCGGUUUCAGGCCGACUUCGACUUUGUGUUCCUGGUCGACACCGACGAGUUCGUGCAGCUGUUCAGCGCCGAGCCGCCCUACGAGCGGGUCGAUGUCAAGACCUUCAUCGCGCGCAACCGCGAGCGGGUGCUGGCCGGGGGCCACGCCUACCUGCACCGGCUGCGGGUCGCGCGCACCCAGCCUAACCGCUUGGUCGAGCCCGGGCUGCCCGCGUUCCUGCGUGGCGUGUUGGGCCGCGACGGCGCCCAGAUGCAGGCCAUGGCCACGGCCGGCGGCGGCGGGACCGAGGAGCAGGGCAAGAGCCUGUUCAACGUCAACGGCGCUGUGCAGCCCUACCUGCACUACAGCAUGGGCUACCCGAUGAACUUCACCGACGUGUACCCGACCCACAUGUGGGCGCAGGCGGAGGCCCACGUCUUGCAUAUCCGGGAGAAGCCGGACGAAAGCAAGCGCGCCGAGCCGUGGGCCAACGGCACGCUCACUUGGUGGCUGACCCAACUCGAGAAGAACAAUAAAUAA
Messenger RNA from Acanthamoeba castellanii str. Neff, 1020 nucleotides. RefSeq lists its product as uncharacterized. The record is from RefSeq and is a predicted model, not a curated record. The transcript has 2 exons. The coding region runs from base 1 to 1020 and encodes 339 amino acids. Lineage: Eukaryota; Discosea; Longamoebia; Acanthamoebidae.